Molecule: messenger RNA, 847 nt
Organism: Megalops cyprinoides (Indo-Pacific tarpon)
Lineage: Eukaryota; Metazoa; Chordata; Actinopteri; Elopiformes; Megalopidae
Gene: mrpl49
Product: mitochondrial ribosomal protein L49
Exons: 4
Coding region: 117-671 (184 amino acids)
Biological process (GO): translation
Cellular component (GO): mitochondrial large ribosomal subunit; ribosome
Molecular function (GO): structural constituent of ribosome
Source: RefSeq, a predicted model, not a curated record
AUGUUGGUUGCUGUUGCUUUUGUCUUCGCACUGUGUUUUCUCGAAUGAAAAGUCCUCAUGUGUUGGCAUUUUGACAAAUCAUACAUGAAUGUGCGGUGCGAGCGACGAGAGACGUCAUGCGUGCUGACCCUCCCAACACGACGGAGGACACAGGAGAAAACAUGGCGGCGUCCAUGGCGAACAUGUCUAGAGCGAUAUGUAGGGGAUUAAGUGUUGUAUCUUUACCGCGAGUUGGUGUCCGAUUACGGCUGGCAAGCAGCACUGCAGGAGAGACUUGCAGUCCAAUAGUCGAGUCUACAGAAGAAUACAAAUUUGUGGAGCGGCUGAUACCGCCCACUCGAGUUCCCACACCUCCUAAACACGACGGCCCCACUCCCUCUGGAUGGACUCCCCCACCAGAGGUUCCCCCUGAUCUUCCCUACAUGAUCCGUCGCUCCCGAAUGCACAACGUCCCUGUCUACAAGGAUAUCACCCACAACACACGGGUCAUCACCCUGGUUCGCAAGGUGGAGGGGGACAUCUGGGCUUUGGAAAAGGAUGUGAAGGAGCACUUGUGUGAACUGACAGGGAAAGUCCCGCUAACACAGGUCAACGAGGUCACCAUGAUCCUCCGGGUGAAAGGUGACUUUCAGAAGGAGCUGAAGGAGUGGCUGAUCAAGAAGGGAUUCUAAACAGGUCCUCCAGGUGCAGUUCAAUGUUCUACCACAAGAUGGCAGAAGGGACACUUGUAUAAAACAUACCUACAGUAAAAUAUUCUGGUUGGUCUGACCAAGCGGACUGGCAGUGGUCCAUCAGCUGUCACUUCGCCAUGUGUCCAGUGCGUGUCCCGAUGUUUGCUUACACAUCU